GCGCACGCCCCUUCGCGGCAGAGGCAUCGGGCUCGGGCGCCCCCAGCGGCGGCCAGGCGCAGAGCGGCAGCAGGCGGGGCCGAGCGCAGGACCGACGGCGGCGAGGCGGAGAUGUUGCUUCGGCUGCUGGUGCUGGAGCUGCGGGGCUGCCGCCGGCGCUGAGCCAGCAUGUCCCGCAAGAAGAGCCCCAAGAGCAAGGGCGGCGGCGCCUCGGCGCCCUCCUCUGCCCUGCCCGCCCAGGCCAGGGCCGCGGCGUCGGCGGCCCCCAAGAGCGCAGCGCCCGGCGCCCGGCGCGCUCCCGCGGUGGCCAACGGGGCGCCGCUGCCCGGCAGACCCUCCCUGAGCGCCAGCGGCGAGUUCUACGACGUCGCCUUCAAGGUGAUGCUGGUUGGCGACUCCGGCGUUGGCAAGUCCUGUUUGCUGGUGAGGUUCAAAGAUGGUGCUUUCCUGGCUGGUAGUUUCAUCUCCACGGUGGGCAUCGAUUUCAGGAAUAAAGUCUUGAAUGUGGACGGUGUGAAAGUAAAGUUGCAGAUCUGGGACACAGCCGGCCAGGAGAGGUUUCGCAGCGUCACCCAUGCUUAUUACCGAGAUGCCCACGCGUUGCUGCUGCUGUAUGAUGUCACCAACAGAGCAUCCUUUGACAACAUCCAGGCCUGGCUGACAGAAAUCCAUGAAUAUGCAAAGCAAGACGUGGUCCUGAUGUUGCUGGGAAACAAGGUGGACUCGACCCAGGAGCGAGUGGUGAAACGAGAGGAUGGGGAGAAAUUAGCCAAGGAAUACGGAGUGCCCUUCAUGGAGACCAGUGCCAAGAGUGGUUUGAAUGUUGACUUAGCAUUCACAGCCAUUGCCAAGGAGCUGAAACACAGAUCUAUGAAACUGCCCAACGAGCCCCGGUUUAAACUCCACGACUACGUCAAGGAGGAGGUGAAGGGCUCAGGGUGCUGCCGGCUGUAGAACAUGUGUCUGCCUUCAGGUCACACGCCUUGUACAGAGACUUGCCACAAGCGUCCCAUGCUGCAACAAUCUGUGCCAUUACAUGAUUUCUUCUUUGUGUCUUGUGUGUUUGCCCAGGUGAAGCGGCACAUGUGGAAAUGUGGGAGAUGGGCCUCGGCGGCUUCUUUCCAGGAAGCCAGACAUAGCUAAGUUGCUUAAAAAAAUAAAUCAGUUGGGGUAGGUGAUUUAAUGACAAAGAAAUUGCGGUAGCAAGGGGAGAAUCUUGGACAGUCUUCAGGCAAAAUGCCCUGCACUGGUGCCACUAAAAUAACCCGGGGGUUGCCUGAACGCUUGUGCAAUCCAUUUGGGUGGUGCUCGUGUUGGCAAGAAUUGUUUUCGAUUUGCACUCCACAUUAUUGUUGUUGCUUCUACAAGUACCAAGACCUGGUACUUCCAGCUCUUUUAAAGGUUUUUAAAGCUCAGCUUAGCUGAUGUUGGUGAUGUGUACCGUGCAGACAGGUGUUCUACAAACACAGCUUGUCAUCCAAGCAAAGGAUGGGAAAAUACUGUCUGCUGCACCAUGUCGAUAGCCACACUCAGUUUGUGGAGUGAAAGGAAAUAUUGCAUCUGUUUUCCGUUCUCCUGCUGGGUCAUUCUGGAACGCAAAUGCUGUGGGGUUUUGUUUUAUUUGAAAUAACUGUAUUUUUUAAUUGCAAUUUGUCUCCCGCCAUUCAAAUCUGCUCAUUUCCUUGCUGUGUCUUUUGUGGUAGUUCUUGGAUACAGAGGGACUCUCUCAAAUAGCUGCAGUGGCAGAAAAAUUCUAGUCCUUUCAGCUAGUUUGACAAUGGUGCUGCCUGGCCAAAAGUUUGAAAAUGGCAGGGCUUUAAAAAUGCAGCACUUGACUCCCCCACCCCCAGCAGGAGCGAAUGGGGGAAGGCAGAAGGGAUGCUCUUGUAAUCUUGCCCUUGUAAUUUUGUGAAAUCUACCCUUGGCAAUCCUUAUUUGCUGAGAAGGGGAGAGGUUUUGCUUUUUUUUGUCCCAGGGGGAGACACAAUCUUGGACCCUUCUCCAUUCAGUGCUCCCUGCCUUCCAUUUCCUGCUGGCUUAAAGUGAGGGACGUUUAGCCUUGUGUCCAGAAGCAUGGGUUUCUAAGUUCCUGACUCAAUAGCCAUAAUUGAAUCUCAUAAACAAGCCCCAGCAAGCCACUGCUGGGUACAUCACCAGCCCUUUCCAAUAUGGCCUGUGUGUGAAACCGCUUUGGCUCUCCAGAUGUUGCACAACUGCAAUGCUCAUCCCUAGCCACUGGCCAAGCUUGGUGGAGCUGAAGGGAGUUUAAUCUGGCAACAUCUGAAGGGUCAAAAGUACACCAUACCUGCAAUCUGGAGAUAACCAACGUACCUUACAGUACUGUUGCAAGGAUAACAGAAUGUAUGUGAAGUGCUUUGUACACUCACAGCGCUAUAUAUAGACAUAUAUAUUUAUAUAUACUAAGUUAUCAUGCUUUCUUAGUUACUAUAGGUUUUGUGUAUGUAUGCAGCUCAUUUUUUUACUUAAAUAGCUAUUUAUAAACAAAGGCCCUCGUUUGGAUUUUUUCCCCCAUUGUUUGCCAGCAUCUACAAGUUUUCUAACGAAGCACAUCUUGUCUCAAGAGCCAGAUUGCAUGCUUGCAGCUCUCUUAAAGCUUCAACGGUCGCCACAUUCCAGAGGAAACCAGUUGUGCACAGUGUGUAGUAUGUGCGUCGGGCCACGGGUUUUUAUAUUGUACCGUAGGAAGGCAAAUGUGCCUGCUGACUCUUGAUCUAAAUAAACCCUGGCAGCACUCUGCAGCUUGGCUUCUGCAACCUCCACUUGGCAAUAGAAGCAUGGAUCCAGAGCUGCCUCUUUGCAGGGAUGCAGUAUGUUUCCAACAUUGGCCUUUACUGCCACCUAGCAAGAGAGCCCUGCCCAGUUCCUAAGCACCCUCAAAACAGUGUUAUUUAUGUAUUAAGAAAAUGCUGGCUCUGUUGAUAUAGCUUUCUUUUGUGUUCCUCUUAAUAAAAGAUUUCUUUUUUAACGAUA
Messenger RNA from Rhineura floridana, 2991 nucleotides. RefSeq names its product RAB26, member RAS oncogene family (gene RAB26). Gene Ontology annotation, cellular component: Golgi apparatus; endosome. NCBI's taxonomy places the organism in Eukaryota, Metazoa, Chordata, Lepidosauria, Squamata, Rhineuridae. The transcript is spliced from 9 exons. Gene Ontology annotation, molecular function: GTP binding; GTPase activity. The record is from RefSeq and is a predicted model, not a curated record. Bases 169 to 954 code for a protein of 261 amino acids.